Molecule: messenger RNA, 1557 nt
Organism: Neoarius graeffei (lesser salmon catfish)
Lineage: Eukaryota; Metazoa; Chordata; Actinopteri; Siluriformes; Ariidae
Gene: rgs6
Product: regulator of G protein signaling 6
Exons: 17
Coding region: 1-1470 (489 amino acids)
Biological process (GO): G protein-coupled receptor signaling pathway; intracellular signal transduction; regulation of G protein-coupled receptor signaling pathway
Source: RefSeq, a predicted model, not a curated record
AUGGCCCAGGCCUCGCAGGAACAGGGGGCGAUGGGGACAGCCGAUCCCGAGGAGGACUCGCCCAACAUGAUCGUCUACAGGAAGAUUGAAGACAUAAUCACCCGAAUCCAGGAUGAAACUGACGGCGUGCCCAUCAGAACUGUCAAGAGCUUCAUGUCAAAGAUUCCUAGUGUGGUCACAGGUUCAGACGUUGUUCAGUGGCUAAUGAAGAAUCUCUCUAUCGAGGAUCCCGCGGAGGCCUUGCACAUCGGGAGCCUGAUCGCUGCUCAGGGCUACAUCUUCCCCAUCUCGGACCACGUCCUCACCCUGAAGGAUGACGGCACCUUCUACCGCUUUCAGGCUCCAUACUUUUGGCCGUCGAAUUGCUGGGAGCCGGAAAACACAGAUUACGCCAUUUAUCUGUGUAAAAGGACGAUGCAGAACAAGACUCGGCUGGAGCUAGCAGACUAUGAAGCGGAGAACCUGGCGAGGUUACAGCGAGCGUUCUCCAGGAAGUGGGAGUUCAUCUUCAUGCAGGCUGAAGCUCAGGUUAAGAUUGACAGGAAGAAGGAUAAAACGGAGAGGAAGAUUCUGGACAGUCAGGAGCGAGCGUUCUGGGACGUACACAGGCCAGUGCCCGGCUGUGUCAAUACCACUGAAAUGGACAUCAGGAAGUGUCGCCGCAUGAAAAACCCACAACGAGUCAAGAAGUCAGUGUAUGGUGUGGUAGAAGACACACAGACACAGAGUCCUGUACACACACACACACAGCAAAACAGGAAGGACACUAAGGAGGACGUCGAGAAGGAGAUUUUAUUCCUGAACACUCAGCUGGAUCGACACUGCAUGAAAAUGUCCAAAGUGGCAGAAACGCUGAUGAGCUACACUGAGCAGUACCUGGACUACGACCCAUUUGUGUCUCCCCCGGAGCCUUCCAACCCCUGGAUCAGCGAUGACACCACUUUCUGGGAGAUGGAGGCCAGCAAAGACCCAAGCCAGCAGAGGGUUCGGAAAUGGGGCUUUUCUUUGGACGAGGCUCUGAAGGAUCCGGUUGGCCGUGACCAGUUCCUCAAGUUCUUGGAGUCUGAGUUCAGUUCAGAGAACCUUCAAUUCUGGUUGGCGGUGCAAGAUUUGAAGCGCCGCCCCCUGCAGGAUGUUCCCACUCGAGCUCAGGAGAUCUGGCAGGAGUUUCUGGCUGAAGGUGCUCCGAGCUCCAUAAACCUGGACUCACACAGUUACGAGAGAACCAGCCAGAAUCUCAAAGACCCCGGACGGAACAGCUUUGAGGAUGCACAGGAUCACAUCUACAAGCUGAUGAAGAGUGACAGCUACACCCGGUUCUUACGCUCCAGCGCUUACCAGGACCUCCUGCUUGCCAGAAAGAAGCCUGAAAGUGAGCAGGGACGCCGCACGUCUCUGGAGAAAUUCACCCGCAGCGUGGGUAAGUCUCUGACGGGGAAGCGUCUGACGGGCCUCAUGCAGUCGUCCUGACGAGCCCCGGGCCGUGACUGACCUCGUUAAACCCAGAGGAGGAAACAGAGCAGGCGGCCUGAUGGUGUCCAUCAAUACGGCCGACAC